Molecule: messenger RNA, 2017 nt
Organism: Theileria parva strain Muguga
Lineage: Eukaryota; Apicomplexa; Aconoidasida; Piroplasmida; Theileriidae
Product: Major Facilitator Superfamily protein
Exons: 6
Coding region: 336-1991 (551 amino acids)
Biological process (GO): transmembrane transport
Molecular function (GO): transmembrane transporter activity
Source: RefSeq, a predicted model, not a curated record
AACUAGAUCAACACCCUACAUUAAGACGUUGUAAAUUUAAUAGCCUUAGCUGUUUGUUCCUUUUUACUAACAUUUUCGUCAUCUUCCAAAUGCUUCAGAUUCUUAUCACUCUCCAAUCAAUUUAACUCUCAAAUCAAUUUUUUAUCAUUUUAUUUUUUUUAUUUUUCGAAUAUUUACUUUUUUUUAUUUUUUUAUUUUUCGAAUAUUUUUGAAUAUUUUUGAAUAUUUUAUUUUUUUAUUUUAUUUAUUGAAUGUGUUGAUAAUUUGAUAAUUUUUCUUGUCAAAUUUCCCGUUUGAAUCUGUGAAGUGAAAGAUUGUCUACAUCUUAGGUCAGAAUGGGCAGAUCUAGAAGGAGAAGAGAGAGGAGGAAAUUCACCUUUCCAACCCCCAAACCCGUACAAAAACUAAUCACAUACAUCUUCAUGAUACUUCUCACAGGAUGUACGUAUUGGGGUUGGAGUGGUAUUCAGGAGAUCCUGUAUAAGGCCGGUUCCUACGAGCACCUGUGUGAAAAUGUGUUGGAAAAGAGUGUAAUGAUCAUCGGUGGCAAGGAGUACACUGAUUGCGGACCCAGGAAGAGUGGGAUUAAUAACCUCUUCACCAUCGCCUUCUCUUCGCACUUUAUUUCCUCGGUCUUCAUUGGCGCUAUUUUGGACAAUUUGGGCUCCAAGUAUGUGUACAUCAUCGGCCAGGCGCUCAACUUCAUCGCCUGGGUCUUCAUCGGAGCACUGCCCAAAGUACACUGCGUACUCGUCACCGCGUUCUUCAUCAUCGGAAUAACCGCAGAGGCCAUCUACAUGCCACUUCUCUCAUUAUCGUAUAGCUUCGAGAGUAAGAGAUCGGCGGUGAUUGGUUUGAUGGGUUGUGCGAGGACUGUGUCGUACCUUGUUCCUUCGCUAAUGUCUAUGAUUUACCAGAUAGACUUCUUCAAGCCUCAGUACCUCUACAUCAUAUGCACGGUUUACGCGAUCGUUGGGAACCUGGGCUGCUUGAUGGUAGGGUUCCUGAUGGUUGACGGGACCUACGACAAUCCCCUGGAAGAGCCUGACGAGGAGGAGGAGAUCCUCGAGAUCAAGAUCGACUCGAGUAAGAACCUGCCGCUCAUUGACAAGGCGAAGAAGUUCUUCGAAAAGGCACUGACACGCGCCCAGCUUAAAGAGUACGGCUGUCUGGCCUUUUCCAACUCCAUCUUCCUAACCGCAAUUGGCUUUGUGAACAAGGCGAACAGGGAAAUGCUCAUAACCUCAAACAAGAAAACAGCCGUCGAAAUCUUCAAGUACCUAAACGUACUCAGCUUCAUACCCGGACCCAUACUAGGAAAACUCGCCGACACCUAUGGAGCCGACAAAAUCCUAUGGACCAUACAAUGCUUCGGAUUGGGGUAUUAUGUGUUUACGGGUAUGGACUUUUUCAUAUCGAAGAUAUGUGCUUGUGUUUGUUAUUUCGUGUCAUCUUCGUUGUGUGUGUCGAUAAAUUAUUAUUAUAUAAACCAGCGGUUCCCGAGAAAGUACUUUGGGGUUCUGGUGGGUUUUAUAUUCUUCAUUGCGGGCCUGACGAACCUGUUCAACAUUCCGCUGUACAACUUGGGCUCGAAGACCUGGGAACACAUCCCGCCGUACAACUUCAUGAGAGUCUCGUACAUCCUCCUGGGAUGCAUGGUCGCGGGUCUCAUGGGUGCCGGAUACCUCCUAAUUGUUAAUAAGAAAACCGCCAGCUGCACCAGACUGAAGUCAAAAAGCAAGUUUAACCAGGUAAAAGAGGAGCCUGACAAGUUCCUAGCGCCAAGCGAAGACGUCUUGGAUAACGUAAUGAUGACAAGUCAGGAGAAGCUGGAAAACUUAAUCUCAGGCUACGAGGACCCUUCCACAAGUCUUGGGGACGUUGAACUGGGCGCUGACAGGCCCUUUCAGGGCUUCGUGGCGCCGGAUCUCAUUCCGGAGACGAUCGGUUUUGGUUACAUGGACAGUUUUGACAAGGAAGAGAUAAUUUAGAAAAAAUAUAAAUUUCUCUAUUCCAA